UUUUUCUCUGUGUUUAAACGAAUAAAGUCACUUCCUGGUCAGCACUUUUAAAAGAAACCAUGCCAUUCAACCACAGAGCUCAUCUGUGAACACUUGCUGUCAGACAUAAGAGAGAAAAAUGGAAUUAGAGGACAUUUAUGAAAAUGUUGAAAACGAUGAUACUGAGGAUACAACUAAACCUCGAACACUGAAUCACAGCCAGGAUGAAGGAAAAGAUCAAAAGUGCAGAGGAAGCAGACGUUUGGUGUUGAUGACAGUGUGUCUCGGGAUCGUUUGUGCUCUUCUGCUGGUCUCCAUCAUAUCGCAGCACAUCUCCAACAGAGCAGAGAGAGAAUCUCUGUUCAAGAGUAACAAGAACACAGCUGAAGAGUUCAAUCAGACCAUCAACAGCUUACAGGACAAUUACACUGAACUAAUGACUGAAAAACACCAACUGAAGAACAACUUCAACUCUUUGAGUCAGAAAAAACUGGAGCUGGAGACCAGAGUCAAUGAUCUUAUGGCUGAGAAAAACCAGUUACAGAGAAACAUUGAUUCUUUGAGUCAGAAUAAACUAGAGUUAGAGAAUGAACUAAGGAAGUUAUCUGAGCAAGCAAUUGGCUGUCUUGUUGUGUCCAAUGAGGAGAAGAGCUGGUCUGACAGCAGGAAGUACUGCAGGGAUCGUGGUGGUGAUCUGGUCAUUAUCAAGAGUGAAAAGAAGCAGAGGUGCAUUUCUUCAUUCAUCAAAGAGAUGGUGUGGAUUGGUUUGUCUGACAUUGAGAAAGAAGGCAACAUGACAUGGGUGGAUAAUUCACCACUGAAACAAGGGUUUUGGGAAAAAAAUGAGCCGAAUGAUGCAGGUGGAAAGGAAGACUGUAUUGAACUGAAUCCUGGAAAAACUGUCCUGAACAACUGGAAUGACAUCCCAUGCUCAAAUAAGAGAAAAUGCGUUUGCGAGAUUUAGAAUUCAUUCUUUAAUUUUCACACUUUUUAAUAAUAAUUUGAUUCUAAAAAUACUUUUCACCUUAACAUUUUUAUUGUGAUUUCCAUUCUUGGUAAAUGUUCCUGUCAGCAAAGCUAAUAUCUUACAAUUGUUAUAACUGAUUUACUGGUUUCAAUUUUUAUGUAUCUUAUUUUUUAUAUAUAUA
Megalobrama amblycephala (Wuchang bream) is the source of this 1127-nucleotide messenger RNA. RefSeq names its product CD209 antigen-like. Bases 119 to 943 code for a protein of 274 amino acids. Lineage: Eukaryota; Metazoa; Chordata; Actinopteri; Cypriniformes; Xenocyprididae. The record is from RefSeq and is a predicted model, not a curated record. The transcript is spliced from 5 exons.